AUUUUAACAUUAAUUAGAGCUUAAUUGUGUAUUAUUCAUCAUAAUCGUGACAUUGGACUGGUUUGUGCUAAUUGCCUAAUUUUAGAAUCCAAUGCAAGAAUAAGGAUUUGCAAGCAUAUUUACAGAGUUGGGGUCAAUCUUUAAAUUUGAAAAGUUCUAUCUUAAUAAUCUAAUUUGAAGAGUGCUUAUUUGGCUGGACGGCUCAAUAAAAAAAAAUCUGAGGAUCCGACCCAGGCCUUUCUUACUUCGUGGUUUAGCGGGGUCCACCACUUCGGCGAGGAAAACGACGACAGCGAUCAGCACAGAUUAGCGAUGAGUACUCUAGCAACGAUGACAAGUUCCCGGCGAGGCGAACGAGCUCCAGCGGCGUCACACGUCCCUAGAAGCAUCGUCCAAAUCCAGCAAGCAGUGGCGGAGUUUCGUUUCCGGCGAGCAUCAGACUCCGACGACUCAGCAUCGACUCAACUGCAGAACCAAAAUAUGACGAAGAAGAACCUUUGGGGGGGGGGGCUAGUGUACAAUUUAAGAUAUUAACUUUUGGCCUAGUGUAAAAGUAAGUUUCAUUUUACACUUUUACUUUUUUAUACCCGUAUUUUCUAUAAUACACUUCCUAAUAUACUUUUAUUCUUUUCCUUAUCUACAAUCAACUUGUAAAAAUACACUUUAUCAUUUGCUUUUUACCCUAUAUUGUGUUUUAGCAUUUGUUUUACCUUUUCCUUUGGAGUAUCAAAAAAUCAACCUUAAAUUGUACAUGGUGUAAAUUUUAGCAUAUAGUAGGGAGUAAUGUUUAUUUUUUUUCCUUGGAGUAUCAAAAAAUCAACCUUAAAUUGUACAUUGUGUAAAUUUUGAUUAGUGAUUAAUGCAAGAGUUAUAAAAUCAUUUUGAUCAAAAUGAAAAAAAAAUAGGGAGUAUUUUGCCGUCUCAGUAUUCCAAUUUUUUGCUUAAUAUGAGCUUGAGUACACUACUACUACUAUUAAAAGAAAAAAGAGUUUAUUUUAAAUAAAUUCAGAAGAUACCAAUAUGGGAUAUUUUUUUCUUCUUCGUAAAGGAUGAGCCUCAUCUUCAAACGCAUCUUCAGAUUGGUCACUAAGACGAAAUAAAUUAGAUUUUAAUCACGUUUUAGUGGUAAAGAGUGAAGACUAGUCCUGACACUUAUUUACAUUGUGUUCCAGAUUCGGAUCUCAUCUUAUUGGGACUCUUUGUCUUUGCAAAUUAAGCUCGCGGGCUUGUUGUUUGUAGAAGGCACUAGAGAAAUAGAGAGAACCUACGUACCUGCGAUCACACUCCCAGAAGUUUCCAGAUUUUGUAACUUUUUGGGCUUAUCACACCCACUCGUGGCACGUUCAUAUCCUCAAUCCUCAUCGUCUUCUCCUCUACAUCAUCGACUCAUAUAUUUUCCUGAAUUUGGCAAAUCAUCAGAGCUUGAAUCAAGAACAAUACAAGUUUCUUUUAACUCUACGCCCCUAAAAAACUUUAAUCAUACAGAAGGGAGAGCAACUUGAUCGUUUGUUCAUGGCAGCUAGAUUUACAGCAGCCGCGAAGCUGUAUAACCGCCACCGGAGUGUCUUGUUGAUGCUUCGGAGCGGACUUUGUCCGCCGGCGGGCUUCCGAUUUUCCUCCUCCGUUGGACGAACGGCCGAUCCCCAUGUUCACGCCGGCGAUGUUGAUGGAGAUGACGCAGCACAGGCGAAAAAGGCAGAAACAGCAAAGGGGGAACCGGAGAUCCACCCCGUCGGAACCGGUGAAUCGCCGUUUUCGUCGUCCAGUUCACCUCUCCGAUCAUCGCCGAAGAUAGGAAGCAGGGGCGCCGGCUAUCCGGUCGAUCCAAACCUGCAACAGAAACGCCGCGAUUCCGACUCCGCGACACCAGCGCCGCCGCCGUUAUCAGAGGUGAGCUGCGCGGGGCUCGACGGCGGUCCGUGGCCGGAGGAAACCACGGAUCGGCGUGCUCAGGAGGAAGACGACAGGGAGUACUUCAAGCACCACAAGGCGUCGCCGCUGUCGGAGGUGAAGGUGGCUGACACGAGGAAGCCUGUGGCACGAGCGACAGAUUCGUCGGGCGGGGGAGGGAGAUCGGGGGAGGUGUUGACGUGGCGGCCGGAGCAGCUGGAUACGGCGGAGGGAUCGCUGUUGAGAGCGAUGGAGAUAUGGAAGUACAAUGCGGGGAGGGGAGACCCGGACUCUCCUCACGGCAAGGUUCUUAGGGAGCUCAGAGGGGAAUAUUGGUGAAAGAUGAAACGAAUUCAUCUCAAGGUGAACUUCAAUUCUUCAAUUCUCGUUAUCACCAAUUCAUUCGCCUUUCAUAUCUUCCCAAUAGCUCUCUUUUUUUACUUUAAAUGAUGUGUGAACUUUCAUAAAACAAAAUAAAUUCUAAAAACGGCACUUUCAAUAAUACGGAGUAUAUAUUUUCUUAAAUCAGUCUUGAAAUUAACUAAUUUUUAAGAUAGUACUCACCAAUUAAAAAUAACGUUUUAUUUAGUCCCUUUGAUAAAUGAUUGCUAAAAUAAUAUUAAUACGAUGUUAAACUUUAUAUUAUUUUUCUAAAAUGGUACUUUCUAAUCAAGUAUUUCCUUAAAU
This is a messenger RNA of Cuscuta campestris, 2577 nucleotides long. Lineage: Eukaryota; Viridiplantae; Streptophyta; Magnoliopsida; Solanales; Convolvulaceae. The record is from the annotation of a GenBank genome assembly.